CCCAACAUCCCGAUUCCUGUCCCUCCCCCAGCUCUCGCACCCCGGGCCUGUCACCGGUACCAUUUGAUACAGGAAAGAUCUCCCGUCAGCCAGCUAGCGCCAAGCAUCCGCCAAAAUGAGAAGCAAGGCUACAUCGUCCGCCCUCAGCUCAUACAACGACACCGCCUAUCCGUACAAUCUCGGCACAUUCCAUCGCGCCGUGAGUACGUCGAACCAGGAUGCUCAGGUAUGGUUCAACCGCGGCCUGACGUGGGCGUAUGCCUUCAACCAUGAGGAGUCAGCGAGGUGCUUCCGGAAAGUCAUUGAGAAUGACCCGUUCUGCGCCAUGGCCUACUGGGGACUCGCAUUCGUCCUUGGGCCCAACUACAACAAGCCAUGGAAGGUUUUUGAUGGAGAAGAUCUCGCUGAUACGACCAAACGUGCACAUCACACGAUCAUGCAGGCAAAGAGCCACUCAGGCAAGGCUACGCCGGUCGAGAUUGCGCUCAUCAAUGCUUUGUCUUGUCGCUACCCGCAGGAGAAGCCGGCGGAAGAUUGCUCGAAGUGGAACCAGGACUAUGCCCAAGCCAUGGACCUGGUACUGCAAGCAUAUCCUGAUGACCUCGAUGUGGUUGCUUUGUGGACGGACGCCACCAUGAAUGUUACGCCUUGGAAGUUAUGGGACUACAGGACUGGAAAGCCAACGCCAGGUGCCAGGACGUUGGAGAUCAAGGAUGUGAUGGACCGCACUUUCAGGCUGAGAGGCUCCUUGCAACAUCCAGGCCUCCUUCAUCUAUAUAUCCAUCUCAUGGAAAUGUCACCAACUCCGGAAGCCGCCCUGACUAUAGCUGACAAUCUUCGCGGACUUGUCCCAGACGCGGGACAUCUCGAGCACAUGCCCACGCAUCUGGACAUUAUCUGUGGAGAAUAUCGUCGCGCCAUCGCUUCCAACUCUGACGCGAUCCGUGCCGACUCCAAGUUUCUCGCCCGCGAGGGCCCUCUCAACUUCUACACACUGUACCGGUCUCAUGACUUUCACUUCAGGCUAUAUGCCGCCAUGUUGUGCGGUCAGUCUCGGGUAGCCCUCAUAACGGUGGAAGAGCUUGAGUCGACUAUUUCUGAAGAUCUCCUGCGAGUCGAGUCCCCGCCAAUGGCAGACUGGCUUGAGGGCUUCCUCGGUAUGAGAAUGCAUGCUCUCGUUCGUUUCGGCCGCUGGGAAGCUAUCCACGCUCUUGAACUCCCGCGAGAUCCCAAGCUUUACUGCUCAACCAUUGCCAUGACACACUAUGCAAAGGGCAUAGCCUACGCUGUGCAGGGCCGAAUCGAAGAGGCGGAAAAGCAGCGCGUACUCUUUGCCGAGGCAGUAAAACGGGUACCGUUAUCUCGCUCGGUCUUUAACAACACUUGUCAGUCGAUUCUCUCCAUUGCCGAGGCUAUGCUAGAUGGAGAGUUGGCAUACCGAAAGAAGGACUACGAUAUCGCUUUUGCUCAUCUGCGGAAAGCUGUGGAGAGAGACGAUGCACUACCCUACGAUGAGCCAUGGGGGUGGAUGCAACCAGCACGACAUGCGCUCGGCGCGCUACUGCUGGAGCAGGGCCAUGUCGAGGAGGCAGCGGCUGUCUACAGCGCAGACCUCGGGGUUGACGAGACGUUGCCACGGGCUCUGCGACAUCCUAACAACGUGUGGGCACUGCACGGAUUCUACGAGUGUCUGAUGAAGUUGGGCCGGGUAGACGAGGCCAAGAUCCUCAAGCCGCAACUUCAACUGGCGUUAGCCGUGGCGGACGUUCCCGUCAAGUCUUCGUGCUUCUGUCGCUUGAAGACGGUCGAUUGACAGGUGCGGUCCCUGAGGCCUCCGUCUCAGCGUCGCCUCAGAGACCUUGAGAGACCACGUGCCAGUUUAUGACACUGGCUUCCAGGCGAGGAAAUGGAUGGUGUAGUGAGAUGGAUCAUGGAAAUGGGUAGCUUCAGACUGACAAGGGCAUUGGACGGGAAGGACAUGGGCAUAACGGAAAGGGAUUGCAUCAACGGAAAGCAUUCGUUUCGUGGUUUAGCAAAAACAAGAAGAGAUCACUUUUACUUCACUAGAAUUACAAAUCUCUUCAAUAACGGCCAAUCCUUUUACCUACUCAAGCCGAUCAUACAAGUGCGGUUGACGUAUUUGCUUCGCCUGUGAUACAAUUUCUUUUACUUAGCCCUAUCGGCUUUGUGAUCUGGUGCUUCUUUCUUCGAAUAACUCAGAUGACAAACAGAAUGCU
This is a messenger RNA of Colletotrichum phormii, 2237 nucleotides long. Its product is annotated as TPR domain-containing protein. The record is from RefSeq and is a predicted model, not a curated record. Gene Ontology annotation, molecular function: protein binding. The coding region runs from base 116 to 1813 and encodes 565 amino acids. Lineage: Eukaryota; Fungi; Ascomycota; Sordariomycetes; Glomerellales; Glomerellaceae. The transcript has a single exon.